Messenger RNA from Beta vulgaris subsp. vulgaris (sugar beet), 5448 nucleotides. RefSeq lists its product as uncharacterized. Lineage: Eukaryota; Viridiplantae; Streptophyta; Magnoliopsida; Caryophyllales; Amaranthaceae. Gene Ontology annotation, molecular function: protein phosphatase regulator activity; protein phosphatase 1 binding. The transcript has 10 exons. Gene Ontology annotation, cellular component: plasma membrane. The coding region runs from base 134 to 5230 and encodes 1698 amino acids. The record is from RefSeq and is a predicted model, not a curated record.
UAAUUGUGAAUAGUGUCAAGAUUAUAAGUGAGAACUGAGAACAGAUAAAAAAAAAAAAAUACAGAGGGAGUAAGGAUUAUGGUAUCGGGCUACCUCCUUCCCUAUCUACUAACAUUUUGAUUUGUAUGUGCAGAUGACAUUGAUUGCACAAUCUGCUAAGGACAGAAUAAUGGACAAUGACCUCUAUAACGCGGCUUUAUAUGGAGAUACAAGAUUGUUUGAGCGACGACGACAAGAAUCUAAAGAGGCUGAUGAAAUUCAAUCAGCUGCUCGUGAUGAUAAUACUAAUGAAUAUGACGAUUACUAUUUUCUUAGUCAAGCUAAUGAUGGAAGCAACAUAAUUCACAUAGCACUCCGACAUGAUCAUAAGGAGUUCAUCAUGGAAGGUGUAAAACAUUUUUCGCAUCUUAUUUACCAUAAAGAUUCCAAAGGAGAUACUCCAUUACAUGUUGCUGCUAGACUUGAAACUCCUACAGCUUUAGAAUUCUUAGAAUCUUCCAUCACCACAUGGUAUGUAGCCAGCUAUAGAAGUUUCGAAUCUGAUCACCUUCCACCAUGGAUAAUGAAAAAUUCAAAAGGAAAUACAUUCUUGCAUGAAGCUGCCUCAACCAGUAACUAUCAGGCGCUACUUCUCGCAACAAAUAACAAAUUUGUAAGCUCUGAAGCAUUUUCAGAUGUGAAUAACAAUGGUGAGACUAUUCUUCAUGUGAUAGCGAGAUAUGCCAACUUCCAAGAUAGUCUAACUAAAGAUGUGAUGCUGACAUUGCUGAACAUAACCAAAGCUGAUGUACUACAUAUGCGUGACGUUGACGGCUUAACUCCAACCUUAAGAGCUGCACAAUGCGGAAAGCUUGAGCUACUUAGCUUGAUUUCUUGUUAUUUCCCUUCAUUGAUACUAGAUUGUGAUCAUAAGGGUAGAACAAUUCUGCACCUUCUUAGGACAUCAACUAUAACACUCGACAAUAAUUCAGGCUCAGAAACUUUGUGGACAUACUUUACCGGCUUACAGGCAUUUGGUAGUCUCAUAUUCAUACAAGAUCAUGAUGGAAAUACACCAUUACAUCUUGCCAUCAUCCUUCGUGACUUCGAUAUUGCAGAUAAUCUCUUCAAGUAUUAUGCCAAAAUAAAUUCAAACACAAGGAAGGAGUUUGUGAAUAUUAAGAAUAAUGAUGGAAAGUCGAUUAUAGACUUGAUAGUUGGUGGAUCAGACAUUCCUUCAUACCUGUUGACAUUGAUUGCACAACCUGCUAAGGGAAGAUUAAUGGACAAUGACCUCUAUAACGCGGCUUUAUAUGGAGAUACAAGAUUGUUUGAGCGACGACGACAAGAAUCUAAAGAGGCUAGUGAAAUUCAAUCUAUUGAUCAUUCUAAUAAUUCUUAUGAAUACGAUGAUGAUUAUUUUCUUAGUCAAGCUAAUGAUGGAAGUAACAUAAUUCACAUAGCACUCCAACUUGAUCAUAAGGAGUUCAUUGUGGAAGGUUUAAAACACUUUUGGGAUCUUAUUUACCAUAAAGAUUUCAAAGGAGAUACUCCAUUACAUGUUGCUGCUAGACUUCAAACUGCUACAGCUUUAGAAUUCUUGAAAUCCUCUAUGACCACAUGGUGUGAAAGUGAUAUAAGUUUCAAAACUGAUCAUUUUUCACCAUGGAAAAUGAAAAAUUCUAAAGGGAAUACAUUCUUGCAUGAAGCUGCAUCAACCAGUAACUAUGAGGCUCUAUAUUUCGCAACAAAAAUAGAUUAUGUAAGCUCUGAAGCAUUGUCAGAUAUGAAUGAUAAUGGUGAGACUGUUCUUCACGUGAUAGCAAGAUAUGCCAACUUCGAAGGUAGUUUAUCAAAAAAUGUGAUGCUUAGAUUGCUGAACAUAAGCAAAAUUGAUGUACUACAUAUGCGUGAUGUUGACGGCUUAACUCCUACCUUAAGAGCAGCACAAUGUGGAAAGCUUGAGCUACUUAGCUUGAUCUCUCAUUAUUUUCCUUCAUUGAUACAAAAUUGUAAUCAUAAGGGUCGAACAAUUCUGCACCUUCUUAGGACUUCAACCAUUACAACCAACAAUAAUUUAGAAGGCUCAACAACUUCUUGGGCAUACUUUACCGUCUUACAUGGACUUGGCAGUCUCAUAUUCUCACAAGACCAUGAUGGAAAUACGCCAUUACAUCUUGCUAUCAUUGUCCGUGACUUUGAGAUUGCACACGAUCUCUUCAAGUGGUAUGCCCAGAUAACUUCAAUCUCGUGGAAGGAGUAUGCGAAUAUUAAGAAUAAUGAUGGAAAGUCGGUUGUCGACUUGAUAGUUCACGGAUCAAACAUUCCUCUAUACCUGAAAAAGUUGAUAGAAUUGGCUUCUAUCAUUGGAAGAAAAAUGGAUGACAAGCUUCAUGCGGCUGCUAGAACAGGAGAUACACGUUUGUUUCAGCAACGAAGCUCACAAGAGAAUGAUGAAAUUUCUCAAGAGAUUGUACAAAAUUAUAAAGAGAAGGAUGAGAUUGGUACUUAUGAUGAUACUUAUUUCUGUCGUCAAGCUGAAGAUGGAAGUAAUAUCAUUCAUAUAGCACUUCGACAUGGUCAUGAGCAGUUCGUUAAGGAAGCUUUAGAAAGAUAUUUUGAUCUCAUCUUCCAGAAGGACUCCAUAGGAGAUACACCAUUGCACGUUGCUGCUAGGCUUCAAACUCCUGCAGCAUUAAGAUUCUUGCAAUCGUCUCUCCACAAUGGGCGUAAUAGGGAUAGUGUACAAAACUCAGAAAUCGAAAACCUCCGGAUAUUGGCUGUAAGUAAUUCAAAAGGAAAUACAAUUCUCCAUGAAGCAGCACGGACCAAUAACUAUGAGACUAUACGUCAUUUAUUAUAUUGGUCAAGGUAUACGGGGAACAUUGAAGGAAUAGCAUGCACAAAUCACAACAAUGAGAAUUUUCUUCACCUGUUAGCGAGAUAUGCCACAUAUACAGCAACGAGUAGCUCGUACUCAACGAAGUAUAGCUUAAUGGCACGUGAGUUGUACAUCAGCGCCUCGUGUGCCUAUGUACGUGAUAAAGAUGGCUUCACUCCGGUUUUACGAGCAGUACAAUGUAGGCGACUUCGUUUGGCUAAUUUUCUUGUAAACAAAUUUCCCGAGUCAAUAAAGAUAUUUGACAAUAAAUAUAGAACAGUCCUACACCACCUAAGUGCAGCUCUGGUGAUAGAUGUUGUUGAUGAUUCAGAAGAUAUAACGCCACUCUUGAAAAAAUUUAUCGAAUUUCACGGGGUUUGUGACUUUAGACUUGCUCAAGAUGAAGAUGGGAACACACCUUUACAUUUAGCUAUAAUGAACGAAGAUGUUUCUACAACAAAAUUUCUCAUGGAAUUAUGUCUCCGGGAAGAGGAAAGGCCUGAAUUAACUAUAAUCAACAAAGAUGGUCACUCGAUUUUCAAUCUACUCUCGUCAAAAGGCCACAUAGCUACCCUGUUUGAAAUGGAAAAGUGGGUGAGCAAAAUAUAUAUCGAAGAGAAACAGAUAGAAGAGAAGAUGAUGUUGAAGGCCGAGCUCUACCAGGCUACUGAAGAUGAAGAUAUUGAUAUGGCAGAGAAGUUGAACUAUGCAUUAACGUACAUGGAAGAAAGACAGAGAGUAGAUAAGAUGAUGAUGGACUCUGAGCUCUACCAGGCCGCAAUCGACUCCGAUGUGCGAAUCUUUCGUAAAGUGAGUACCAAUCGUUCACAGUACUUUACCAGGACAAGCCUAGAUGGAAGCAGCAUAAUACAUAUCGCUGUCAGACAUGCUAAACCAGAAACAAUAAUGUUUCUUCAGCAUGCUCUACGCUUGUUCCCACAUCUCAUCUCAAAACCAGAUAGUAACGGGGAUACACUGGUUCACCUUGCUGCCAAGUGCAAAACUGAUUUCUCUGCCGACAUAAUAUCAAUGUACUAUGGUAGUGUCAAGGAAAUGAAAGGUGUUGCUACCAACCCAUCCGCAGUGAAAAACUAUAAAGGAUCUUUGGCAAUUCAUGAGGCUUUACAGGCUGACAACUUAAAAGCUGCAAAGAUUUUGUUAGAGCGUUCUGAGUUUGUUGCUACUACUCGUAUCAACGACUUGGAAGAGACUCCACUCCAUGCUUAUGCUAGAUAUGGUUCUUCCCGAAAUGGUGAUGCAAAAGGGUUCCUGAGCACUUUGUUCAAAAAAGACAAGUCAGCUGCGUAUAUCCGUGAUAAUCAAGGCUUCACACCAUUAUUAAGAGCAGCAAUGUCUGCUCGCUUUCAUGUUGUAAAAGCCAUACUUGAUGAUUGCCCUCAAUCAGCAAACCUUCGAGAUCCAAAUGGCAGGACUUUUUUGCACCUUGUGCGUUUUACAGGUGGGGAGGUUGAUGAAAGUUUAACAGACAAAUUUGAACAGACAGGCAAGCAGUUAUUUAAAUAUCCUGAGGUAGACUUACAAAGGCUGGUGCAAGAUAAUGAUGGAAACACCCCUCUUCAUUAUGCCAUAAAGACUGGAAACUCGAUCGUUGCAAUUGUUUUAACUCAAAGAUGUUUAGAAUCAAGAACUCGAGCAGAACUUGACUUGGUUAACAAAGAGGGUGCUACAGUAUCUGACCUACUUGCAGCACAUGACGUCCCGAACGAGGUAAUUGAGCUAAUACGGAAGAAAGAGCCAGAGGCAGUAUACUCAGCAAGAAGCUCAUAUGGUAUCCACAAGACGGAUAUGAAAUACUCAGCCAACGCUCUCUCCGUGGUUGCUGGUCUCCUUACGACCAUAACUUUUGCAGCUGGGAUUCAAGUACCAGGUGGUUUUAACGAAGAUGAUGGCUCCUCUGUGCUACUAUUGAAGCCAGCUUUCCAAGCAUUUAUUGUGUUCAAUACCUUUGCAAUGUGCGGCUCUAUGCUUGUCCUAUUCUAUCUCCUAUGGGUAAUGGGUAUCGGUAAAAUUCACGGCUCUCUCAUGGUGUUAGACCUUUCUAUAUUUGUAUUACGCGCAUGCUUCUACUCCACCUUAGGAGCAUUUACAACCGGCGUGUAUGUAACCACUUCCGAGAAAUCUUUCUGGCUGGCUAUCUUUGUGUGUGUGAUCUGCUUCCUUACCAUCUUUGUAACAAUCAAGGUUUCAGUCGCCAAUAUCACCAGAUUGGGUAAGUGGGUGAGCAAGAGCAGCAGAAUGAUGCUAUCGUUGAUUCGCGGUCGUUAUAAUGCUCAUAUGACAGCAAUCCCAUUCCAACCUGUUGCCAAUAAGGAUAAGGUUGAUGUUAUUGUUGAGUCAAAAGCACCGUAAUUUGGAUCGUCUGAUCGUCUCAUAGCUCGAUGGAUUUUUCUUUUGAUAUUUGUUUAGAAUUUGGCUAUUUGGCUAAGUUUUUGCUAGUUAAUAGCAAAAUGAAGAGAACAUCCACCCUUAGAAGUUUGGCAAAUUUCUGAAAGGCCAUUUGUUGUGAAUUAUGGACCCAUCUACAAUAGGUGGUAUCUAUUCAAAAUAAAAAUAAAAAUUGUCGUGAA